AAGGCCGACCAGGAGCAUUCGCCCGCAGCCAAUGGAAACGCAGCGCUGGCGGCCUCGAGACCUCGCCCCCCCAUCCAAACACAUUGACCAAUGAGAACGUACGCCCCCUCCAGCCGCUCGCGCCUGCGCAUUGUAACACCAAUCAGCGGCUGUUGUUUUUUUUUCAAUCUGGUGUUGGAGGCGCGCGGUGCAGAAUUCUAACCGGCGGUGAAGAAGGAGAAAUAUAAAUAUAAAUAGAAAUAGAGAGCUAGAAACGGGAGGAGAGGGAUAGAGAUAAGUAAGGAGAGGAAGAAAGAAAGAAAUAAAUAGAGAUAAACAGAGGUCGUGAGAGAGAAAUAGAAGCGUGAUGAGUUAAAUAGAGAUGAAGAGACAAAUGUGAAAGAGGUGGAACAAGGAGAGGAAUACAGAAGUGAAGGUAUAUCAUAAGGGGACUAAAGAUAGAAAGGGGUAGUAAGUUGAUUGAGGGGAAGGGGUAGACAGCUGGAGAGAGGUAUAAAGGACGAGGGAAAAUACACUCCCCUUCGUUGCAGGAGGCAGGGAUCAGGGAAGCAUAGAGGAAGUAGGUGAUAUUAAACUGGCAGAAGGUUAGAGAGAAAAUUGGUAGAAAGAGAAGAAUAGGUACAACAGUGAGUGGUAGCAGGACAGGGAAUGAAGACAGAGAAAGGCGGGUGGUAAAAGAAUAGAGAGAGGGACUGAACUGAGAAAUAGGGGAAGAGUGGAGGAAAAGCUGCCUCUGAGCAAGGAGAAUAUUAGUGUGUAUGUGUAAACAUUCAAUUACAGAACCUUAUCUUCAAAUUUGGAAAGGAAUGCAACGUUGCAGCGUUUAAAUUAUGGAAAGUGAAGUAAUGAAUGCAACCGUAUCCACCAGCUAUUUGGUGUUUUCUGGUAAAAUGAAGGAACAACGGAAUAGUAUUUUGAAAAAGACAAAAUACAAUGCAUCUUUGAUUUCUAAGAUUAAGACCAAAAUUCUCAACAACUCCUCAAUGAUGAAGAUUUCACUUAAAAAUAACAAUAAAGCUUUGGCAUUAGCACUUGCUGAAGAGAAGAAAAAGUAUAGAUUGUCUGAACAGGAAAAAGUAAUUCUUCAAAAAGAAAUAUGUAUUCAAAAUUAUGACAUAGUUAUGCUCCAGCAAAGGUUGACUACUCAGAAACAGAAUGCAAAACUUUCAACCUUGGAAGAAUUUUUGAUGAAGCUAAAAAGCUGCUUCUCUGAUGCUACUGAUUACUUGUCAACUGCCAUCAGUACCUGUGAAUGUGAUUUUCAGGAAUAUCAGUGGAAUGGUAUGUUAUUCCAAAGAAGUAACCGUGUAAGUGAAGAUUCCAACUGCAACUUAAAUACUAAGUUACCAUCAGACGCUCUGCCCAAAUUUGGAAUUGAAGGAAGAUACAAAACUAACGCCAUCCUGGAUGACAAAAUCGAUCCCUUGAAACAAGCUGUCGUAGUUCCAGUAGAGGAUUCUACAUCUUCGGCUACUGGACCAACACGUCAAACUUUUACUGUGAAUUUCCAUGAAAAUGUCAAUGAACCAAAUAACUACAGUGAGCAAACUGAAUUUGGGCAACAUAAUAAAGAUACUGUUUCAAAUCAUGCUUGGCAUCCUCAGAAUUGUGAAAUAUCUUCCAUGAAUAACUUUCUUGUUCCACACACAUCAUUUACUGAGCAAAUGCCUGAAACUCAGCAGAAUGAAACUAUUGUUGCAUGUCAAAAUGUUACCUUAAGAAAGAAAGAUUCAUGUUCCCGAAGUUCUAAAAUAUCUCUGGAAUUACUGGAGAAAAAGUGUGCUUCCUUGGCAAGAGAAUCUUGUUCAAGAAAUUCUAAAAUCAUUGAUAUUCCCGAUUUUCACAGAAUAAGUUUGGGUGGACCACAAGUUGAAAUUUCUCCGAUGCCACACAGCUCACAUCCUUCUGAUCCGCAGAAGUGUGGCACAAACCUGAUUACUGAAGAACAGUCAGUUGAGCAACAGAAACCUGAAGUGACUGUCCUUGAUGCAGAAAUGGAUCUAACUACAAGUGAAGCUGUAGAAAUUGUUACUGUUGGAACAAAUUCUACAAAGGGCAGAACGAAAAAAACUGGAAGAGAUAAUAUGGAAGUUGAAACAACCUCCAAGAGUGUGGCAACUCUGCGAAAAGUAAAACAAACUAAGGGAAAAAAUUCCAAUAGUGCUCAAAGAAAUUGCAACAUUGAUUCUCAGCUGUUUGAAAAGACACAAAGAAAGUGUUCUGAGGAAUUUUCUGUCUUUGACCAAAACUCUAUAAAUAAUAAUGAGGAGCCCAAUGUUCGUAUUCCAAGCAGUGGACUGAAUAAUUGGCUAGUGCAUAAGCAGAAUAUCCACCAAAAUGAUCAGAAGGAAGAUAGUCAGAUUGAAAGUUCUUCUAAAAAUAAUAUAAACAGUAUGAAAGAAACAUUUGAGAAAAAUACAUUUAAAAUUCAUAACAGCAUUAAGGACAGCUCAUGUAAUUUAUUUGCCUCGAGGGCUAGUGAAAUUUAUAAUAAACCAGAGAGGAAUGAAUGUCUAAAUAAUGAGGAAGAGAGCAGAGGAAUUUCAAAUACUUUGCAAGGAAAUUUCUGUAAUGUAAAAGAAAAGGUUGGACAAGGAACAUUUACUGUGUUGAAGUAUCACAAUGUUGAGGAAAGUACAUCUAAUCUAAUUAAACAGCAAACAGUAGAGCGUGAAGUGGAAAUGGCUAAACAUCCAGUAUUAGAAGAUUACAGGAAUUUAAAUAACAGGAGCACUAGCCGAAGGACAUUUUUGGUGACAGGGAGCAACAACAUUAAAGAUAAUUCGCCUAAAGCAGUUGGUAAGAAAAAGCUUGGAAAGCAGAGUGUAGUGGUAACAAAUGAAUAUUCAGAUAAUUUAGAGGAGGGCUGCAGGAGCUCUCAUGCGACAGAGGAAAAUACUAACAUUAAAGGUAAGACUGACCGAAGGACAUUUGUGGUCAUAGAAAAACACAACAGCAUUAAAGAUAUUUCACCUAAAUCAUUUGGACAGGAGAAACUUAAAAAGCAGAGUUUGAUGAUAACAAAUGAAUAUUCAGGUAGUUUGGAGGAGGGUUGCAAGAACUGUAAUGCUUCAGGAAAGAAUAUUGAUAACAAAAGUAAGGUUAACCGAAGGACGUUUGUUGUAUGUAAACGCCACCGGACCAUUAAAGAAGAUUCAACAAAUUCAUUGUUAUGGCAUGAUGGCAAAGAGAAAAAUGAAGUGGAGAUGGUUGAGUGUUUAGGUAACUUAAAAGUUAGCAAUACAAAUAAUAUUGAUAACCAAAAGAUGAUCGUAGUGCUUAAAAGGGGCAAAAAAUCAUCCAAACGAGAGAAAUUUAGAAAUCAGCCUGAAAUUACAAUGGCUGAAUCUUUGGAUAAUCUGGAAGAAACCAGCAAGAGUUAUAAUGACUUGGAAACAAAUAUUGAUAACAAAAAACGCAAAGCUGACAUGGCUGCAGUGCACAAAAAACGAAAGAAAUUUGAACAAAACCUCUCUGACCUAAUUAAAGAAGAGAAAGAUGAUGAACCAGAUACAAUAACUGCAUGUUUGCCUUGCACAGAAGGGUACAGUGAAACUUCUGUCAUGCAACAAGAUUACAUAAAAGGAAUAGACGACCAAACGACAUUUGUGGCAAACAAAAUACUGGAAAAUAUUGAAAAUCUACCUAAUCUAAUUGUGGAAAAUCAAAGUGAAGAGCAAAUGGAUGUAAAUCAGCACUUGAAUAGAAACAGGAAAAACUGCGAUCAAAAUGCAGGUGUUUCUCCUGAAAAUUAUUGCAAUGUGAAGGAAAGAUUGGAUAGAACAAUUGCAGUUUGCAAAAAUAUUGAAGAUCCACCUCGCUCAAUACUGGCAGCAAGAAAAACAUUACAAAAGCCAACUUGUGGAGGAAAUCUCUAG
Molecule: messenger RNA, 3878 nt
Organism: Chiloscyllium plagiosum (whitespotted bambooshark)
Lineage: Eukaryota; Metazoa; Chordata; Chondrichthyes; Orectolobiformes; Hemiscylliidae
Source: RefSeq, a predicted model, not a curated record